Molecule: messenger RNA, 525 nt
Organism: Daldinia vernicosa
Lineage: Eukaryota; Fungi; Ascomycota; Sordariomycetes; Xylariales; Hypoxylaceae
Exons: 3
Coding region: 120-461 (113 amino acids)
Cellular component (GO): preribosome, large subunit precursor
Source: RefSeq, a predicted model, not a curated record
ACCAAAAUAUAAGUUGUACAAGUCGAAACAUUUACGUCUUGCAAACCCCAUCCUCGAAGGACGUCAAUAAAUAUAUUCCCUCUAACCCGAUAUCCCAUUCUCCCAAUCCCCUUCUAGCAAUGGCGAAAAGUUCCCGCGCCAGCACGCGCAAGACCAACAACCAGCGCCUAAAGGCCAAGGUCUUCGGCCCCGUCGAGGCAGCCCGAGCCGAACGUCUCUCCGCCAAGCUCCUCGAACUAGCUGCGCAGCCCAAACCUCAGCAUGAAGAGGCCGAGAUGAAGAUUGCGGACGGUGCUGAGGAAGAAGCUGCUGCUGCGGCAGAGGCCGACAACACAAUGGACAUUGACAGCGCUAAACCUACAAGCAAACGCAGCGACAAGAAGCGCAUUGAGAAGCGGAGGAAGACCAGCAAGAUUGUCUUCCCCAAAUAUGGUGACAAGAAGAAGACGAAGAGACGCUAGAUGCGAGGCGUAUCAAAGGGGUGGGUUGGGAUGAAUUGCAUUGUUAGGCGUUCGGUUGUGUUUU